Arabidopsis arenosa is the source of this 2578-nucleotide messenger RNA. Lineage: Eukaryota; Viridiplantae; Streptophyta; Magnoliopsida; Brassicales; Brassicaceae. The record is from the annotation of a GenBank genome assembly.
UCCAAGUAUCCUAAAGUAAACCCUAAACCAAACCCAUGGCGUCCAGGAGAUUAUCCAAGUCUGCUUCGGUAGCCAUCAAGGCUCAAUACACUUUUUCGAGACCCUCUCGAGCUAUCUCUGUCUGUGCUCACUUCAGCUCGCGUUCCUCUUCCAAUUCCUUUCUUUUCCGACCAAAUUCCUUUAUCCGAAACGGCUUCCCUUCGGUCACUCAAACCGAAGCUCAUGGCCAACUCUUCCCUAUUUCUUUUCAGUUCCCUUCUCCGCGCCACUUCGCAUCUUUGACUAAUCAAAAUGGAGCACUUGAUAACUAUGGAACUGAUUUAACUGACUUGGCUAGACAAGAAAAAUUUGAUCCUGUGAUUGGACGGAAUGACGAAAUUAGGCGCUGCAUCCGGAUAUUGUGCAGGAGAACAAAAAGCAACCCUGUUAUUGUUGGUGAACCUGGUGUAGGGAAAACUGCUAUUGUAGAAGGGUUGGCCCAACGAAUUGUAAGCGGGGAUGUCCCUGAACAUCUCUUGAAUCAGAAGUUGGUAUCUCUCGACAUGGGUUCAUUGCUUGCUGGUACAAAAUAUCGCGGAGAAUUUGAGGAAAAGUUGAAAGCAGUACUGAAGGAAGUAACUGCUUCCAAUGGGAAGACAAUCUUGUUCAUUGAUGAAAUCCACACUCUUGUUGGUGCAGGACGUAUUCAAGGUAGUGCAAUGGAUGCGAGCAACAUCUUGAAACCAAUGCUUGCUCGAGGUGAACUGCAAUGCAUUGGUGCAACUACGCUGACCGAAUACCGUAACUACAUAGAAAAAGACCCUGCUCUGGAACGUAGGUUUCAUCAAGUGUUAUGUGAUCAACCAUCUGUUGAAGCUACCAUCUCGAUUCUUCGUGGGUUAAGAAAGCGGUAUGAGUUACACCAUGGUGUUAAGAUAUCAGAUGGUGCCCUUGUUUCAGCAGCGGUUCUUGCAGACCGCUACAUCACUGAACGCUUUCUGCCAGACAAAGCUAUUGAUCUUGUUGACGAAGCUGCUGCAAAUCUUAAGAUGGAAACCACUUCUAAACCCGCUGAACUCGAUGACAUAGACAGAUCUUUGAUCACACUGGAGAUGGAAAAGCUUUCUUUGAAUAUGGAAACCAAUAAAGCUUCAAAAGAACGGCUACAGAAACUUGAGAAUGAUUUGAGCACGCUCAAGGAUAAACAGAUAAAAUUUAAUGAGCAAUGGCAAAUAGAAAAGUCUCUCAUUGCUAGAAUUCGUUCAUUUAAAGAAGAGAUAGAUGAAGUAAACCAGGAAAUUGAGUACGCGGUAUGGGAAUCUGAUCUAAAACGUGUUGAUGAACUUAAGUAUGAAACCCUUGUAUCCCUCCAACGCCAGUUAGAAGAAGCUAAAAAGAACCUCACAAAUUCUAGUUCACUAGUCCGAGAAGAGGUAACCGAUCUUAACAUAGCGGAUAUAGUAAGCAAGUCGACCGGUAUUCCACUGUCCAAUCUUCGGCAAUCAGAGAAAGAAAAGCUUGUUAUGUUGGAACAAAUGCUCCACAAGAGAGUCAUUGGUCAAGAAUUGGCUGUUGAAUCAGUUGCAGAUGCUAUCCGUUGUUCAAAGGCUGGUCUUUCAGAUCCUAACCGCCCUAUAGCCAGUUUUAUGUUCAUGGGUCCAACAGGUGUUGGGAAAACCGAGCUUGCAAAAGCUCUAGCUGGAUACCUUUUCAACAAUGAAAACGCAAUAGUGAGGAUUGAUAUGAGUGAGUACAUGGAAAAACAGUCAGUCUCACGGCUCGUUGGUGCAGCACCUGGUUAUAUCGGUUACGAAGAAGGAGGGCAAUUAACUGAAGCUGUUCGGAGGAGACCUUAUUCAGUGGUUCUGUUUGAUGAGAUAGAGAAAGCUCACCAUGAUGUCUUUAAUAUCUUGCUACAACUACUAGAUGAUGGAAGAAUAACUGAUUCUCAUGGGAGGACAGUAAGUUUCACAAACUGCUUUGUAAUAAUGACAUCUAAUAUAGGAUCUCAACACAUACUUGAGACUAUCCGCAACAAUGAAGAUAGUAAAGAAGAAGUUUAUGAAAUGAUGAAACAACAAGUUGUGGAGUUAGCAAGAAAAACUUUCAAGCCAGAGUUCAUGAAUAGAAUUGAUGAAUACAUAGUUUUCCAGCCUUUGGAUUCAAGAGAACUAUCGAAAAUCGUGGAGUUACAGAUGAUACGAGUGAAGAAUAGGUUGGAACAUAAGAAGAUAACACUUGAGUACACAAAAGAAGCAGUGGAUCUACUUGCUCAGCUUGGGUUUGACCCAAACAAUGGGGCAAGACCAGUGAAGAGAGUGAUCGAGAAGAUUGUGAAGAAGGAGAUCGCCUUCAAAGUUUUGAAAGGAGAUUUUGCAGAGGGAGACACCAUUCUUCUUGAAGUUGACCAGACAAGUAACAAACUGGUCAUCAAGAAGCUCGAGAAUAAUGCUCCCAUUGAAGAAAUGACAGCUUGAUCAUACAAACAUGAUUACACUAACUCUUUGUUCUAUGUAUUGUAGAUUUUUAACUUUGGACUUUUAGUGCUCUGUUAUUUCGAUUAAGAACUACCUGUUUAUAAUAAUUUGAAAUGACAAUA